Magallana angulata is the source of this 845-nucleotide messenger RNA. RefSeq names its product fucolectin-like. The coding region runs from base 1 to 447 and encodes 148 amino acids. The record is from RefSeq and is a predicted model, not a curated record. NCBI's taxonomy places the organism in Eukaryota, Metazoa, Mollusca, Bivalvia, Ostreida, Ostreidae. The transcript is spliced from 3 exons.
AUGCUUCCGCCUAUCAUGCUGUUUGACAUCGCGAUCAAUAAGACAGCAGUAACCUUUGAGAACAAUGUUGCCGAUGGGGCGGUGGACGGCAACAGGGGUACAGACCUAAAGGAAGACUUUUGUACACACACAGGUGAAAACGACACGAACCCUUGGUGGAGGGUGGAUCUGCAGGCUGUGUAUCACAUCACUGCUGUCAGAAUACUCAACAGGGGGGAGGAUAAUUAUGGAUUCGAUGAAUCACACCGUCUACAGAAUGUAACAGUGACUGUGGGGCUAUUGUCUUCAUCCAUUAAUACAAUAUGUGGUUUCUUUCCUGGGCCUGGUACUUUGUCACUGCUGGUCGUCAUAGAGUGCCCAACAUUACCAAUGGGACGAUACGUAAAGAUCUCCAAGACAACAGAGUUUCUUACUCUAUGCGAGGUUGACGUGUUUGGUGUAAUAUAAGUCUAAUAUGUUUAUCAUUGCUUAUAUAUAUCCAAGCCGAAACGCUACCGUAUUUCUGUACAUAUUUGCGCAUAAAAUUCUAAUAUGUUAAUCAUUGAUAGUUAGACCUCUUACACACUGUUUUUCAUCUCAUAAAAAAAUCAGAUCCUGUCGCAUGCGGAAGCGCCCCAAAUUUAAAGGAAAAUUCGGGAAUUAUUUUGCCUCAGCCAUGUUUUGACGUGAACUUUCAGUAAAAUACUGUUAUGACACCUUAUAUAUUUAUCGUUGCUUAUAUAUAUCUAAGCUGAAACGCUUCCAUAUUUCUGUACAUAUAGGUGCAUUUAAGUCUUAUAUGUUCAUCAUUGUUUACAUGUAUAUACAUAUAUCUAAGCUAAAAAGCUAUCGUAUUUCUGUACAUA